ACAUUGGAUGACGUAGCGCCCGAGGAGGAGUUUCCUGCUAAUCCAAACAUCGACGAAGCAACAUCAUCCAUCCAUCUCUGUUUAUCGAUACCAAAUCACACCUCAUCGAGCUACCUAACAGCAUGGCUGCUCAGAAGAUAAACGAAGCUCAUGAGCACAUAGCUAAAGCUGAGAAAUGCUUAAAGACAGGUCUGACUAAGUGGAAGCCGGAUUUUGACAGUGCUGCGUCAGAAUACGCCAAAGCAGCUGUCUGCUUCAAGAAUGCGAAGCAGUAUGAGCAAGCAAAGGAUGCUUACCUGAAGGAAGCUGAAUACCAAACAGAAAACAAGACGCUUUUCCAUGCUGCAAAGGCUAUUGAACAGGCAGGUAUGAUGAUGAAGGAACAAAAGAAGAUGCCAGAAGCCAUCCAGUACAUAGAGAAAGCCUGUAUGAUGUACAUGGAGAAUGGGACUCCUGACACUGCUGCCAUGGCUCUGGACCGGGCUGGAAAACUGAUAGAGCCUAUAAACGUUGAGAAAGCUGUGGACCUGUAUCAGAAGGCAGCUGGCGUGUUUGAGAAUGAGGACCGCCUGCGUCAGGCAGUUGAGCUGCUGGGGAAAGCCUCCAGACUUCUGGUCAGGUUAAGAAGGUUGGAUGAAGCAUCAGUCGCUCUGCAGAAAGAGAAGAACAUGUACAAAGAGAUUGAGAACUUCCCCAUGUGCUUCAAGAAAACAACUGCUCAAGUGCUGGUUCAUCUUCAUAGAGCGGACUACGUAGCAGCUGAUAAAUGUGUCAGAGAAAGUUACAGUCUGCCCGGGUACAGUGGAAGUGAAGAUAGCGUUGCCAUGGAGACGCUACUGCAGGGCUAUGACGAGCAGGACGAGGACCAGGUCUACCGUGUGUGCAACUCACCUUUACUGAAGUACAUGGACAAUGACUACGCCAAGCUGGCCAUUUCCCUGAGGGUACCUGGAGGAGGAGGAAAGAAGAAGAAGGCUGCUGCUGCUCCACAAGGCGGCGCUGAUGGGGCGCCAGCUGCCGGCGAGGAUGAGGAUGACUAUGAGGGAGGGUUGUGUUAGCCUUCAGCCUGUUCGCAUCUGCUGCUCCACCACUACACCCUCUGUGUACGAGUUAAAAACCUCAACAAAACCCUUUUAGCUCCAGAUGUGUGGCUGUUAAAUCUUUAUUGUGCAAGAAAUAAGAAAAAAUUUAAAUUAAAAAAACCAACAACAGUUACAGUCGGUGUUGCAGAAGAGUCGACCCGAGUUUAAGCAGCCUUUUUAAUUUGUGUUUUUUUAUUUUUGGUGGAGCCUCAGUGUAAUGAAAAAUCUUCAAUAUUCAAUAAUGUAUGAAAGCCUGUUGUAUGUAAAUGUCCAAUUAUUUCUUGUCUCUGUGACGCUGUAAACUUUGCGCUUAUUGUUUGCGAGUAGAGUCUUAAGAUUGCUAUUAUAAGUAUAUUAAAAUCAGAAAUACUCUAAAUAUGUCUAAUGAUCAGUGUAUAGGUGUUUAUUUGUACAGAGUUAAAUUAUUCAGUAUUCAUGGCUGCAGCCUGUUGAAAAUACUACUGGAACAAUAUGCAAUCACUUUGUUAAUGCAUGUUUGAAAUAACGUAAUUGUAAAUCAAAAAUCAAAGCUAUGAAUUUGUGAAUAUCAAGGCUUAACAAUAUUGACACUUCAGCAUCAGCGCUUAUUCAAGUUGUUCAAGAAAUUUAACAACAGUACAAUUCCUGAUGGCGCAGCUUGUAGCCAAUUGUGGACCGUUUUUAAGGUGUGUGUGUUCUUCACCUUAAACAAAAAAAAAUAGUCAUGGUCUUUAUUUCCAAUUUCCACAGUACAAUCAUCCAAUUAAAGCAACUAAACAUAAAAAAGGGACCAUGCAUUCCCCACUGAUUUCCUCUUUGAUGCUGAAUUUGUGAUUUAGCUUAUCGCUUAUCCUGUAAAUGUGAGAAGUUUAUUGGGGACAAAAUCAUUUACAUGCCAAUUAGAAUUAUUCUGAUACCACAUAACUAAAAGGUGAUAAAGGGAUUGUUUACAUUUUUUAUUUGUGCUGUUGUUGCCCACUUCUGUCUCCAAAACUUUGCACAUGCAUCAAUAAACAUUUCCAUUGUGUGGCAGUU
This is a messenger RNA of Sebastes umbrosus (honeycomb rockfish), 2096 nucleotides long. RefSeq names its product N-ethylmaleimide-sensitive factor attachment protein, gamma b (gene napgb). Gene Ontology annotation, molecular function: soluble NSF attachment protein activity; syntaxin binding. The transcript has 12 exons. Gene Ontology annotation, cellular component: SNARE complex; vacuolar membrane. Bases 123 to 1058 code for a protein of 311 amino acids. The record is from RefSeq and is a predicted model, not a curated record. NCBI's taxonomy places the organism in Eukaryota, Metazoa, Chordata, Actinopteri, Perciformes, Sebastidae. Gene Ontology annotation, biological process: intracellular protein transport.